This is a messenger RNA of Glycine soja, 1140 nucleotides long. RefSeq lists its product as uncharacterized. The transcript has 4 exons. Lineage: Eukaryota; Viridiplantae; Streptophyta; Magnoliopsida; Fabales; Fabaceae. Gene Ontology annotation, cellular component: chloroplast envelope. The coding region runs from base 170 to 946 and encodes 258 amino acids. The record is from RefSeq and is a predicted model, not a curated record.
CACAACUAGUAUACAAUGCGACGUCGUCACUCGUCAGGAAGUGGAUCGAGGAAAAAAAAUAUCAUUUUUUAGCUCUCACAGAAAGAGAGAGAGAGAGAGAGAGAGAGAGUGUGUUUAUUUGAGUUUGCGAUUUGUGAUUUCUGAUUUGUUGGCCCAACUUGGCAAAGCAAUGGCUCUUUCUGUAUCCCUUAUGCAACUCAGUUGCGUCUCUCUUCUUCACAAUAAUCCCUCAUCAUCAUCAUCACCGGUGACCCUUUUGCCCAAAUCCCUCUUUCCUUGUGGAAUUUCCCUGAAACUGAAAGGGUUGGUUUUUUGGAGUAAAAGUAGUUCAGUGUGUGGAAGAAGAAGAGAGGGAGUUGGGAGUAUCAGUGUGAAUGCCUCUUUGGUUGAGGCUCCAGUUUUGUGGGCUGGAAGGCUAUGCAUCUUCUAUGCCCUCCUCAAGGCUGGCUUGGCUGGAUCUCAAGCCAACCCACUUGUCUCAGAUUUGGAAAUUGGGGAUACUAAUGAUGAAUCUGCUCCUGCUGCUGCUACUGACUUGGGAUUCUCCAAAUGGGCCCAGACCAUACUAGGAAAACCAGCAAAAGAAGCUGCUAACGGAAGGAAACUUGUUAGUAAAUGGCAUCCCACAACAAAGGGUACACUUAGAAGAAACUAUAGAGUCCCAUCCAAGCUCGAGGGGCGACGUCUUCUUAAAGCUAUUGCAUCUCUAUUAUCAGAUGAUGAUCACUUUGUUGAUGCCACCUCUCACAAGGGUUGCCAAAUCCGUAGGGAAAGUGCUCAUGGAGAAAGUGUGUGUUGCAACAAUGUGAGAGCUCUUUUUGAUGAGCUCCCAACACCCCAUAUCAUUGUGGAAAUCACACCUUUUCCUGCUGGACCCCUUAAUGACAAUGAUUACAUUAAAGCUGAGAAGCUUGAGAAGGUUCUCAGGUCUAGUCCUUCUGUUUGAUUUGUCUAUGUAUGGGUGUUUCAUGCUUUUCAUGUACAUAUUCUUUGCUACCUUGUAAAUAUUGACUUGAUGAACAGAAAUUUGUAUCCUUUCAACUCCUCAACGUUUUACUUUUGAGGUGAAUCAUAGUUACACCUUUAAAAGACAAUAACAUCUUUCCAUAUUUAGUAUGAGAAGACAUUUAACAUGGAAAA